UGGGCAGAGUGCUCAGGGAGCUGACUGGACAGGCUCCAGGUGUUUACCUGCGCCCGUAGUGGUCAUGUAGAAGAGCAGAUUUAAUGUGAAGAUGGGACUGUUGGUGUUUAUGCGUAACCUGCUGCUAGCCCUCUGCCUCUUUCUGGUACUGGGAUUUCUGUACUAUUCCGCUUGGAAGUUGCACCUUCUCAGAUGGGAGGAUUCAAAUUCAGUGGUUCUUUCCUUUGACUCCGUUGGACAUACAAUAGGCUCAGCUUUCCUUGUUGAACAGGAAGGAGAGAGAGAAAAACUGUGGCUAUUGUGCUUCCGCUGUCCAGCCCAUCUCACCUUGCUGCAGACCCAGGAAAAGACAGAGCCCAGAAAGAACCCACAGAAACAAUGGCAGCUCCAGGCCCAGCCAUUCCCACUCCAGAGUGAAUUUGGUGACUGCUUGCCUACAUUUUUGGAUGGAGAGUGGUAUGGAUGGAGGCCAGGAAUAGAAAUACAACUGAAACCACGAGAAUAUGACAAACUGGGCUUUCUCCUGAAUCUGGACUCCAAAUUGCCUCCAGAAUUGGCAUCAAAGUAUGCAAAUUUCUCUGAGGGAGUGUGCAAACCAGGCUAUGCCUCAGCGCUCAUGACUGUCAUCUUCCCAAAGUUCUCGAAGCCGGCACCAAUGUUCUUGGAUGAUUCCUUCAGGAAAUGGGCACGUAUCAGGGACUUUGUACCCCCCUUUGGAAUUAAAGGACAAGAUAAUCUGAUCAAAGCCAUCCUGUCAGCAACCAAAGAUUACCGUCUAACUCCAGCUCUUGACAGUCUCAGCUGCCGGCGAUGUAUUAUUGUGGGAAAUGGUGGAGUACUUGCAAAUAAAUCAUUGGGGUUAAAAAUUGAUGACUAUGAUGUUGUUGUCAGGCUGAACUCGGCUCCAGUGAAAGGCUUUGAAAAGGACGUGGGUGGCAAGACAACACUCCGGAUCACAUAUCCUGAAGGUGCAAUCCAGAAAAUGGAGCAGUAUGAGAAGGAUUCCCUGUUUGUUCUGGCAGGAUUCAAAUGGCAGGAUUUCAAGUGGCUGAAAUACAUUGUUUACAAGGAGAAAGUGAGUGCCUCUGAUGGCUUUUGGAAGUCAGUGGCAACCCGUGUCCCAAGAGAACCUCAUGAGAUACGUAUCCUGAAUCCCUACUUCAUCCAGGAAGCAGCUUUCAGCUUCAUCGGACUGCCUUUCAACAACGGCCUGAUGGGCAGAGGGAACAUCCCCACCUUGGGAAGCGUAGCAAUAACCAUGGCGCUCCACAACUGUGAUGAGGUGGCGGUAGCUGGGUUUGGCUAUGACAUGAGUUCACCCAAUGCACCCCUGCACUACUAUGAGACCAUCAAGAUGUCUGCCAUCAAAGAGUCUUGGACGCACAACAUCCAGCGGGAGAAGGAGUUUCUGAGGAAGCUGGUGAAAGCCCGAGUCAUCACUGACCUAACCAGUGGGAUUUGAGUGGCUGCAGCCACUGCCUCCAAGGGAGGAGAUGAAGACACGCUGCAGCUCUGGGAGCAGGCACUGGCAGCCCCCUGCAAGAAUCCCACCUCACUGAAGACACACAGAGAUGCCCAGGUGCUCUGGGAAGACCCUCUUGCAUUGCCAGUCUGCACGAGGAUUGCACCUGCCACCUCCAGGCCUAGAGCUGGCAGGAGGUGGGCAAGGGACUGAGUAGACAGUUCUUGAACUCUGCAUUGCAGACAGAUCUUCUGCAUCCUGAAUUAGACAGGAAAGACUCAGGAGAGAGAAGAAAGAUUUGUGAAUAAAAUGAUUUGUGCCAAAUGGGA
Molecule: messenger RNA, 1791 nt
Organism: Manacus vitellinus (golden-collared manakin)
Lineage: Eukaryota; Metazoa; Chordata; Aves; Passeriformes; Pipridae
Gene: ST3GAL3
Product: ST3 beta-galactoside alpha-2,3-sialyltransferase 3
Exons: 14
Coding region: 92-1462 (456 amino acids)
Molecular function (GO): sialyltransferase activity
Source: RefSeq, a predicted model, not a curated record